Messenger RNA from Dichomitus squalens LYAD-421 SS1, 663 nucleotides. RefSeq lists its product as uncharacterized. Bases 1 to 663 code for a protein of 220 amino acids. The transcript has 2 exons. Lineage: Eukaryota; Fungi; Basidiomycota; Agaricomycetes; Polyporales; Polyporaceae. The record is from RefSeq and is a predicted model, not a curated record.
AUGGGUACGGAAUACAAGGGGUGUAGGACAAUAGCGGACGUGGGAACAAAGGGAGCUAUUGUCCACCAGGCGAGCCUCGAGUUUACUAUCCUUGACGAACUCGAGCAUUGGGUACUCCGUGACGACGGGUACGAUGCGGACGACGAACUACCAUCACUCGUCAACAUCGAGCAAGAAUCAUCGGCAGGCAACCCCUCAAGCCCCGAACCACUAGACAUCUUCUCCUUCCUUACGAGAAUUCGGGACAACGCGAGCGCGUUGUACGACAUCACCAACCACCACCCAACCCUCACCCCGAUCUCCGAGCAAGCACACAUCCAGGUUCUCAUCGAACAGGUUCAGCAGGUCGUCAACACCCUUCACAAUCUCCAAUGGCUCGUCAGCCCACCCCUUCCCCCCAUCCCCGUUAGCCACGACCCAGAAGAACACCACGGAUCCAGUUACUUUGCUGCUCGAAUUCGCAAACAGGCCGAGAAUCUUCGUAACGUUCAGAGUCUUUUGGACCCGGACUUCGCCGAACACUGCCGACGCCUACAUCUACUCAUUGGGGCCAGGGAACUAUACGAAUCUCACCGUCGCAUCAUUCGAAACGGAUACGAGUCCCCUGACGCUAGUUCCGAUUCCGACUAUUCGGCGAGUCUACGCAACUUCCACCUGGACUAG